GCGAGGAGCAAUGCGGGAAAGUUGCAAAUUUGCAUGUGCUUCGAUGAAAUAUGCAGUACUCCACACAGUUCCUAAUUCCUAUUUAAAAACGGUAUGGAUUAGCUAUUAUGUACUGCUGGAUGAGCAUUUGCAACUUCUCAAGAGGCAACGUGAUAGUGUUGGCGAAUAUUACCCGAGUGCCAAGAUGGCUGGUAUACACGCGGCCAUCUGUCUAGACUUAUCGCUCUGAGCAUCAUUCCAGGCUUAAAGCUCUCUCGAUGUAAACAGCUGCAGCACAUCUUCACUUCUUUUUUUUUUUUUUUGGCGAGAGGAUGGAAUAGAUUGGCUCAACUAUUGAUCCUUCACCAGCAACUCAGUCAAAAGAAAACACCACUUUUUGUGGCUAUUGUAUACCAUAGCAUCCAAAUUAAGGUUUUCCUUAUGACGUAAAUAAGCAAACAAUGGCUCCAAUUCCCUCUGUGCCCGUGUCGCUGAUUGAAUAACGGCCUGAAUUCGUUUGUCACAUUCCGGGAAAAAUAAAUAUAGGAAGAUAAAAGAAGAAACCACCACCGUAAAACGGAGAAAACAAGGCGAAUCAGCACAGAGGCCGACUGAAUGUCAUCUAUCACAGAAAAGAUCUUGUGAAUUCUCGAUGGCGACCAGAAGGAAUUGGAAGUGCCCGACCCUGUUGUUAAUAACCCUCAUCCUCUGGUUGAACGCGGCCCAUUGCCAGCAAACCGGUGGCAAUAACAGCCGAAAGAGAGACACUUGCCCCAAAGUCGUCCUGAAAAAUGGCAAAAUCAAAUUGCGUUCGGGUGGCCGCGUAGUUAAAUACAGCUGCAAUCGAGAUUACGUCCUGGUGGGCGAAAGCACGUCGACGUGUCUCCAAGGCGAGUGGACAUCAGAGGCCCCAGUCUGUGCCACUAAAGGCUGCCCGUAUAUUCCUUCGCCUCCGUCGGGCAGAUUCAUCGCCAGCAACGGAGGGGCCGUCAUGAGACUCGAGUGCAAUCCGGGGUAUAGGCCAUCCGAUUCGCCCAUGAUCUACUGCGUCGACAAAUUCGACUGGAAUGGAACAGCCCCUCUUUGCCAAGCCAGCGGAGUGCAGCAGUCGGCGACGCGUUGCGACUUUGAGAGCGACGACCUUUGCGGAUGGGUCCAGGACACGAGGACCGACGAGUUUGACUGGACGUGGCAAAACUACGGAACGCCGUCGUUUCACCUUGGAACCGGCCCGUCUUUCGAUCACACCCUGGGCCAAGGCAAAGCCGGUCAUUACUUAUUCAUCGAGUCUUCCAGCCCGCGAGUCCUGAACGACACGGCCCGACUCUUCUCACCCGUUUACGGCCAACCGGAAGCAUCCGCCGUGGCCGACGAAGGAGUUUGCUUCUCCUUUUGGUUCCACAUGUACGGCAGCACGACCGGUCAGAUCAAUGUGUUCAUCAAACCGGAGAGCAAAAAGAUGUCGGAACUGAGGCCGGCUUUUGUCCGUUCCGGAGAUCAGGGCGAUCGUUGGCGUCAAGGUUACAUUUCACUGGACACGGUCACCGAAAACUUUCAGGUUGUCAUAGAAGGCGUACGCGGAACGGGUUACGUCGGCGACUCGGCCAUUGACGACGUCCAGUUGACAAAAGGCGAAGAAUGUCUGGCGGCUCUGAAGAGAAUGAUGGCCGACACAAUUGUACCAGGAGGAUCGACCGCCCCGCCGUCGAGCACGAUCCCGCCCAAUGCGUCGUGCUCGACCCGCUGCUCUACGUCGGAACGGACGGAAGAGACGGCCAACACCAACACGUCGUCGUCGUCGUCGUCGUGGACUUGCGGUUGUAGCGACGAUUGUCUGCUGAAGAAUUCGUGCUGCUCGGAUUACGCCGCCUUCUGUUUGACGGGACGGACAGGAACGUCGACAGCCACGGCAACGACCGUCACCACCACAACGGCCAGUCCACCGCAGACGACGACGACCAUCACAACAACUUUAGCCCCUCCACCGUCGCAGGCAAUUGCAUCGUCAACAACAACAACAACUACAACGACGACAGAGACUCCUACGAUCCCUACAACGACAUUUCGUCCAACUGCUGCCGCAACGACGACGACGACGGCCAGCAGCGUUCCCAUUCCUACCACGAUGCCGACGACGCUUGCCAUCAGCUCAACUACGCCGAUCCCUCCUUCCACUUCUUCUUCGACUGUUAUUAUGUCCACUGUAGCGACUACACAGCCAACAACAGUCACGUCCACAACGACGACAACGACAGAAAGGCCUACAACCACAUCAACAACAUCAACUACCGUGCGGUCAUCGACGACGACUAUUCCCACGACGAGAACAACAACGACAACAACAGCCAAACCAACAACGACGACGACGACUAGAUCCACUGCAACGAAUCCCACAACGACGACAUCAACAACCACAACAACAACUGCCGUCCCCACCAAUACAUUCCGGACAUGGGUUGUCCCUACCACAAGGACUCCGUUGGCCACCACCACUACACCAGCCCCGACUAGGCCGACGACGACGACGAGUGUAUUAGUCACUGGCGAUCCUCCCCAAGAUGGACUGCAAGGUGAUGACGACCAAUCAGGCCUCGCGGCCGAUCAGCCAUCGCCCAGCGCCAGCAGCCAAACAUCGUCGCCCAAGUGGCUGAUUGGCACCGUCGUCGCAGCCGCAGUUGGCGUCGCUCUGCUCCUGAUGAUCGGCGUCGUCGUGGCCGUCAUCCGAUCCCGCAACUCCGUCUCGGAUAGACGGCGGAGACCCAAGCUGCGAUCCAACCAACAGGAUCAGCUGGCCGAAGAUUCGGACGUCAGAUACUUGCGGGACGAGGACGACGUCCAGCUGGAUCUUACGGAAGCCACACCUUCGUCCAAAUCGACCGGAUCCCAUCGCCAAUUUGCCGAUUUCGAACGGCUCUAAAUCAAUUACUUCUUCUUAACAAAAGGCCUUGACAGGAGGCUAGCACACUUGAACCUUUUAUAAUAUCACGUAUAAUUUUCAUCAAGUUUUUCUUUACUCUGAUGUCUUUUGCCUAGGCUCUCUUUCCCGUGUAUCCAAUCUAAAAAGUCGACGUCGGAUAUUUCCCUUUUUUAAGCCUUAUCAUCGUGUGUUACUUUCUCUUUUGAUUCCUCGGUGAAUACUUAAUCUAUUGUAAUAAUAUUGUGACGGUUCAAUCCGACUCCCACACACGCCCACAUCUUUUCUUUUUCAAAUUUUUCUUUUGAUCCCAAAAUGAAAAUUUGAUCAUUUUCCUACAUACACAAAAGUGCCAAUA
Messenger RNA from Daphnia pulicaria, 3251 nucleotides. Its product is annotated as MAM and LDL-receptor class A domain-containing protein 1-like. Gene Ontology annotation, cellular component: membrane. The coding region runs from base 632 to 2896 and encodes 754 amino acids. The transcript is spliced from 13 exons. The record is from RefSeq and is a predicted model, not a curated record. NCBI's taxonomy places the organism in Eukaryota, Metazoa, Arthropoda, Branchiopoda, Diplostraca, Daphniidae.